UGAACAUAUUUUAAAACAAGAAUACUUGAUUCUUAAAUAUAAGUGAAUUUCUAAUACGAACAAUUAUAUUUUUAAAAACAAUUAUUAAGAAAACAAUUUUAUAGUACAAUUUAAUAAAUUAAUCUUCAUUUAAUAUGAAUAUAAUAUUAUAUAUUAUUUUGUUAACAUGUUGCCUUACUUUAGUAUCCUGUGAAUUGUUUACAACAGUGGCAGGUGCUGUUGGUCUUAGCAGUUUAGGAAUUUAUUACUAUCAAUACGUACAUUGUAGAUAUCAUGAAUGUUGUACUGACGAUUAUAUUUAUCUUGAUUUGCAAAAACUUGAGAAACUUAUGAAAAACAAGUUAUAUGGACAGCAUAUUGCUUAUAAAACAAUAAUGAACGCUUUACGUGGUUAUUUAAAUCAACAUGAUCAAGGAAAACCAUUAUCGUUCAGUUUUCAUGGCACACCAGGAACUGGUAAAAAUUAUGUUGCAAAGUUUAUUGCAGAAUCCUUGUAUAAAAAAGGUAUAGAAAGUAAAUAUUUCCAUUUCUUUAAUGGUAGAAUUGAAUUUCCAGUAAAAGAGGAAGUUGAAAAAUAUAAGAUGUUACUGCAGUUUAAGAUCAAAAAUGCAUUAGAAAAUUGUCCACAAUCUUUAUUCGUCUUUGACGAAGUAGAUAAAAUGCCUGAAGGAGUAUUAAAUGUUCUUGUACCUUUCUUGGAUUAUAAUACAUGGUCAACAAAAAGAAAUACAAAUAAGGCCAUUUUUAUAUUUUUAUCUAACACCGGUAGUAGACAAAUUGUACAACAAUUAUUAAAUCUUUGGGAAAAGGGUAUAAGCAGAGACGAUACUAAGCUUCAAGAUUUUGAAAACUUAAUAUCUAUCGGAGCAUUCAAUGAAAAAGGAGGAUUUCAUCUUAGCGAUACUAUAGAAACUAGUGUUAUUGAUCAUUAUAUUCCUUUUCUUCCACUGGAAGAGGAACAUGUUAAAAAUUGUGCAAAAACAGCAUUCAUAAAAAGAAAAAUCGAACCAACUACAGAAAUGAUAGACGAAGCUUUAUCGCAUAUGACAUUUGAUCCUCCACCUCAUAACUUGUAUUCGAAAUCUGGUUGUAAAAGAAUAGAACAAAAAGUAGCUACUAUCAUAUAUUCUAUAAAAUAAUUGUUAUUUAUUAUAUUUAUUUCAACAUUUCUACUAAAAAUACUUCUUUGUAAUUGAAUAAAUAUUAUAUCUGAUAAA
Messenger RNA from Vespula pensylvanica (western yellowjacket), 1217 nucleotides. RefSeq names its product torsin-1A-like. The record is from RefSeq and is a predicted model, not a curated record. The transcript is spliced from 3 exons. NCBI's taxonomy places the organism in Eukaryota, Metazoa, Arthropoda, Insecta, Hymenoptera, Vespidae. Gene Ontology annotation, biological process: cellular response to misfolded protein. Bases 135 to 1139 code for a protein of 334 amino acids. Gene Ontology annotation, molecular function: ATP binding; ATP hydrolysis activity.